AUGCACUCAAGAACUUCUAGUUUAUCUUCCAUCACUGAAUUGUUUCGACCGAACAAUCCUAAACGACUGCGAUCAAGAGAUUUGAGUAGUACUCGUUUGAACGCAUUGAAAAAGGAGAUUGAAACUGACGCCCAUCUUAUUCCAUUGAAAAACCUUUACAGCCUACUGGGAACGGAUCCAAUAAAAGGAUUGACGAGUGCUAAAGCAUCGGAGCUCUUACAAUAUUACGGCCCUAACACGCUGACACCUACCACACAGUUCAGAUGGCCAAAAAUGUUGUUCAAAAGUUUGUUUACUGGUUUUUCGAUAUUAAUUUGGCUUGGAGCGUUGCUCUGCUUACUUGCCUACGUUAUAGAAUCUUCAACGAAGGCUCGUCCAAGUAAAGACAAUUUAUAUUUGGGAUGUGUGUUGGUUGCCGUCGACGUAAUCUGUGGCCUUUUCAGUUUUUUUCAAAAUUUUAAAAGUUCAAAGAUAUUGAAGAUAUUCAAUAAUAUGAUCCCAAUGUCCACGCACUGCAUUCGUGAUGGAGUGUGGAACCCGGCGAUGCCGGUGGCACAUUUGGUUAAAGGGGACAUUGUUCAAGUGAAGUCCGGUGACAUUAUUCCGGCGGACAUUCGAAUUAUUGAAAGCAAAGGAUUCAAAGUUGAUAAUUCGUCGUUAACUGGAGAAUGCAUAGCUGUGUCACGGUCGAACACAGAAGGAUCGCCAAAUAUUUUAGAAUCACUUAAUGUUGCUUUUUUCUCGACACUGUGCGUGGAAGGAUGGGCAUUUGGUGUGGUCCUUUGUUGCGGAGAUUUGACAGCCCUAGGUCGGGUUGCAGGGUUGGCAGCUCGAUUGCAACCUGCGCCUUCGCCUCUAUCUAGAGAAAUUAGUCGUUUUAUGCGUUGCAUGUCUGUCUUUGCUUUGUGCCUGGGAAUAGUAAUAGCUAUCGCUUCAACAAUACUCGGAUAUCCUUUCAUACAGACGACAAUAUUUGUGAUCGGCAUUAUUGUCGCUAAUAUUCCUGAAGGAUUGCAGCCCACAGUGACUGCCUCAUUAACGUUAACAGCACAGCGUAUGGUUAAGAAAAACUGUCUUGUAAAGAACCUAGAAGCUAUCGAAGCUUUAGGAGCCGUUACCACAAUUUGCUCAGAUAAAACCGGGACACUUACUAAAAAUAAAAUGUGUAUCCUCCAUAUUUGGAUUUGGAAUCGAACGUAUUCAAUACAGGAUCCUGAUUUUGAAACUAUAGCAGCCUUAAAAAUAUGUGGAGCUUUAUGUAGCACCGCAACAAUUGCACCCAAUGGCGAUAUACACGGUGAUGCGUCAGAAACGGCAAUCCUACAUUUUCUCUGUACUUAUGAUGACCCAGUGACAGUGAGGAGCAACUUUCCGAAGAUUGCAGAAAUCCCAUUCAACUCUAUUAAUAAAUAUCAAGCCAGCGUGCAUUUAGAUAAAAAAUUGUCAAGAUAUCUGGUCGUGAUGAAGGGUGCACCUGAAUUCAUUUUACUACGUUGUACGUCAGUUGCUUUGGGAGAUAAAGAUAAAAAGAUUACUAAAGAAGUCAAGGAAGCUGCAGAUAAAGCCGUUGAAGAUCUCGCAAACGCCGGUGAAAGAGUUCUAGCCUUUGCUGACUUAACUUUGGAUCCAAAUGAAUAUCCAAUGGACUACGAUUUUGAUACUGAAGAAAUAAAUUUUCCAUUAGAGGGUUUACGGUUAAUCGGCAUUAUUGGAUUGAAAGAUCCACCAAGAGAGGAGGUUAAAAACGCAAUAGAGCGUGUACGUGCUGCAGGUGUUCGCGUGAUGAUGGUUACCGGCGACCAUCCGGCAACAGCGAAGGCCAUAGCGGUGGAGGUGGGCAUAGCUGCGGCUGCCACCUGCCACGUGGUUACAGGCAACGAUUUAAGAAAUAUGAAUCCUGACCUUCUUUAUUUAACUCUUGAGAAGCAUUAUGAAAUAGUAUUUGCGCGGACGUCUCCAACACAAAAGUUACAAAUAGUGGAGGCGUGCCAGCGACACGGCAGUGUAGUGGCAGUCACUGGUGACGGAGUAAAUGAUGCGCCAGCGCUGAGACGAGCUGAUAUUGGUAUUUCUAUGGGUAUAACUGGUUCACAGGUAUCAAAACAAACAGCGGAUAUUAUUUUAAUGGAUGACAAUUUUGCCACUAUAGUAAUGGGGAUUGAAGAGGGUCGCAAAAUAUUUGACAACCUUAAGAAAUCCGUGUGCUACAUAUUAAUAUCAAACGUGCCGGAAAUUCUACCCGUUUUUAUGUUUAUAUUGUUUUCCUUACCGUUGCCAUUAGGAGUAAUGACGAUAUUAUGCGUGGACCUUGGUACUGAUAUGUGGCCAGCCGUAUCUUUGUCAUAUGAACAAGCAGAAUCCGAUGUAAUGAAGCGCCCUCCACGGCACUCGGACCCCCUUGUCUCCUCACGCAUGAUGAUACUCGUGUACGGCCACCUAGGUCUCAUCGAAUUCGCUUCUGGAAUGUUCGCUUAUUUCACUGUAAUGGCGGAACAUGGAUUUUAUCCCGCAGAUCUAUUCGGAAUCAGACAACGUUGGGAUAAUGAAGCUGUAAGCGACUUACGGGACUCUUUAGGACAGGAGUGGACUUACGCGGAGCGUAAAGAGUUGGAGCGCGCGUGUCAGGCGACGUACUUUGUUGCGGUUGUCGUCACUCAAAUGAUGAAUGGUGUUAUAUGCAAAACUAGAUAUAAUUCGAUACUAGACGUUGGUAUGAAAAAUAAAGUGUUGAAUUAUGGACUAGUAUUCGAACUAGCACUGGCUUGUGUUCUUUGCUAUGUUCCAGUGCUUAACGACUUUUUUUGCACGUACCCGUUGCGUUUUCAAUGGUGGUUUUUAGCGAUUCCAUUCCCUGUACUUUUAUUAUCUUUUGACGAAUUUCGUAAAUACUGCAUUAGAAGAGAGCGUUUUGGAAGAUGGUACAAUAAGCUCACAUACUACUAA
Molecule: messenger RNA, 2943 nt
Organism: Parnassius mnemosyne (clouded apollo)
Lineage: Eukaryota; Metazoa; Arthropoda; Insecta; Lepidoptera; Papilionidae
Source: the annotation of a GenBank genome assembly